Molecule: messenger RNA, 2387 nt
Organism: Branchiostoma belcheri (Belcher's lancelet)
Lineage: Eukaryota; Metazoa; Chordata; Leptocardii; Amphioxiformes; Branchiostomatidae
Exons: 13
Coding region: 25-2157 (710 amino acids)
Cellular component (GO): cell surface
Molecular function (GO): heparin binding
Source: RefSeq, a predicted model, not a curated record
GUGAACACAAUCAAUGAGGUGAACAUGCAUGACUUUCUACACAAUACCAUGCUGAAGUCAGCGAACCAGACCGUCUCAACCCCUCAGGUCAUCUUCUCACAUCCAGAUGGACUGACUGUGAAGGGAGACCUCCGUGUUGAGGGUGAUGUUGUACUGAACUCUGGAGGCACCAUAAAUGGAGUAGACAUCUCAGAGCUGUACAAGGACAUGGUACAUCAAGGAUGGGACGAGGACAUCUCAGGACACAAAACUUUUGCCAACAACUUAGUUGUCCAAAGUGACAUGACUAUUCCAGGGCUCAUCAAUGGAAUAAACAUCAGCGAUGCAGUCCUUCUGCACACUGAUCAGAACAUCUCUGGCCCCGUCACCUUUGCUGGAGACCUGGAGGUGGAUGGCAGUGUAGCUGUGACAGGAUUGGUGGAUGGGGUUGACGUGUCCGCACUGGCCAGUAGGGUCGUCACCCUGUCCACUGAUCAGGAGAUUUCAGGACAGGUCACAUUCAAGGACUUGGAAAUAACUGGCAGCCUGAAAGUUGACCAGACUGUGAACGGGUUCAAGUUUCCUGAAGAUUUUGUCAAUGUGGGAGAAGACCAGAUCAUCGGGGGCAAGAAGACAUUUGUAGGUGAUGUCAUCAUUGAGAAAAAUCUACAGACUGAAGAACUAUAUGGCAUCAACUUGGAUCGGCUGUAUGGAGUUGUUUACAAACACUUCAAAACACUUGAAAAGUUUCAGAGCAACACGUAUAAUGAGAGUAUAACCUUUGGUGGUAAAGUGUUCAUCCAUGGAGAUGUCACCCUGCAUGGACCUGUGGAAGGACUGAACCUCUCUGCCAUUCCUGACCUGCCAGACUUCUGUUACCCCAAACACAGUCAGCUGGGCAACUUCAGACACCAGCUUCAAGAUCUCUGUCCUGUCAUCAAUGAUCUGAUUGACAGGACAUCAGGCCUGCCUCAGCAAAUUGGUUACUUCAACAUAAUCCAGACCAUCAAAACACCCGGGGCAGUCAAAGGGUCGUUCUUCCAGCCAGACCCAAACUGGGACUACUGGUUCAUUGUCCUAACUCCUGUACCCAAUGCUGACAGAGACAGUGACCCCUGCUCAGCCAGUCUGGGGUACAUAUGUGGAGAAGGGGACCCGCACUGUCUACCUUUCCCUGAACUCAGCUUACCAACUCACAACCCCAGCAGCAUUGAGUUUUACACAGUACACGACAUGCCGUUCAUCAUCUGGCUGAACCGUGGUUCAGGGACCCUGGCCUGUCUGGACUUCCUCCCUCCUGCCUCCCCGUAUGACGAGGUGUCAGUCAUCCUCAGUCCUGUCACAGACAGCCCCAUGGUCAUCCCCACCAGGGGAGCCACCGACCUGGUCAUGUUCGGAUCGGCACGGGGAGUGUACCUGGUCGUCGCCAAUAGUUACGACGAGGAGAUAAAGUCUAGCAACACCCCAUCUGCUGUUUACAAGAUGAUAAGACAGGGAGAUGACUUUGCCUUCACCUGGGUGCAGUCCCUAUCAACGGUCGGUGCCUCUGCCAUGGACGUCCUGCAGAUGGACAGCACCACCUACCUGUGUGUGGCCAAUCAUCACGACUCGGACAGGGACACUGGACACUUGAUGUCACAAGUCUUUGUAUGGGAUUCUGCUCGAGAACAGUUCUACUUGCUCCAUGAAUUUCCCACCUACUAUGCUGUGGACUGUGAUCUGUUUGAGAUAAAAGGGAAGAUGUUUGUGGCCUGGGCACAACACAACCCCAGGGAGUCACCUGACAUGAUCUCACCUGUCAUUAUAUACAGGUUUGACAGUUUUGCAGGCCAGUUCGAGGACGUUAUUCUACAAACCCUUCAGGUUCCAGGAGCAUAUGAUGUGGAAUUCUUUUCUGCGUACGGUAACUGGUACCUGUCUGUCGUGGUGUCUGAUGGAAGGGUGCGCCUGUUUAAGUGGGCAGGUGUCAAUGCCUUCACUCAGGAUCCCUUCUACCUGGACCUACAAGGAGCACAAGACGUUGAGGUGAUGUCACACAAAGGAGAUGUGUACAUGUUGGUCCCUGCCUACUUGUCAUCUGAUUCAGGGGAAAACAUUGCCGACACCAUCCUUCUCAAGGCUUAUAUUGAGGGCAGUGGAGGGUCUGGCCUGAGUUUCCGUCCUUGUGAGGGUCCAUAACACACCAUGCUGCUGAAUCAAGAGAUACUGUGGUAUAUGUCUGUACAGGCAAUAUCUGUGUUGCAUCAGAGUAAGUGUGAAUCAGUGUGAUAUUCAUGACCUUGAUUAUGUAAGAGAUUAUUGUCGGAAAAGUACAAAAUGACAUCAUAAGAUUGAGGAAAAUGUGUGACACAUUUCAUUGUGAAUGAAAGACAUAUUCUCCAUCAGUGGUGUGUGUGUGUGUGUGUGCG